CUCUCCCGAGCUGUGACCACGCGCGGCGAUUCCGCUUACUCCCUUGGCCGCCCGGUGGGCCCUCCCCGCCAUUAUAGGAGGCCGCGCCCUGCCCCAAGCGGUCAGGCCGGUAGCGAGAAGCUUGGCUCCCGUCCGGUGAGUCUGAGCGGCGUGGUGGCUGCGGGUUCUUCCUGGAGGAGCGGAGACCUGGCUGGCGCGCAGGAAGGGCAGGGGGAUCGCAGCUUCCUCUUCUGAGUAUCAUCUAGCCAUUAAUUAUGUCUGACAACGGAGAACUCGAAGACAAGCCACCAGCUCCACCUGUUCGGAUGAGCAGUACCAUCUUCAGUUCAGGAGGAAAAGAUCCUUUAUCUGCUAAUCAUAGCUUGAAACCUCUGCCUUCAGUACCAGAAGAGAGAAAGCCUAGGAACAAAAUCAUCUCCAUUUUCUCUGGCACUGAAAAAGGGAGUAGGAAAAAGGAAAAAGAGAGACCUGAGAUUUCUCCCCCAUCAGAUUUUGAACAUACUAUUCAUGUUGGCUUUGAUGCAGUUACUGGGGAAUUCACUGGAAUGCCAGAGCAGUGGGCUAGGCUGCUACAGACGUCUAACAUCACAAAAUUAGAACAGAAAAAAAAUCCCCAGGCUGUAUUAGAUGUUUUGAAAUUCUAUGAUUCUAAAGACACAGCAAAACAGAAAUAUUUGAGUUUUUCUGCUACAGAUAAGGAUGGCUUUCUUUCGGGAGCAAUAGCACCUAAUGCAAAAAGGUCAGAGCCUUCAACAGCAACGGAAGAGGAAGAGGAAGUUAUUCCUCCAGUUAUUGCUCCAAGACCAGAUCAUACAAAAUCGGUUUAUACACGAUCAGUAAUAGAGCCUAUCCCAGCACCAUCUGGCGAUGCAAGUGACAGUGCUAAAUUUGCUGAUAAACAGAAAAAGAAAAACAAGAUGUCAGAUGAAGAAAUCACAGAAAGAUUACGAACAAUUGUUAGUAUAGGAGAUCCCAAGAAAAAAUAUACCAGAUAUGAAAAAAUAGGACAGGGGGCUUCUGGUACCGUUUUCAUUGCAAUAGAUGUUGCGACAGGACAGGAGGUUGCUAUAAAACAAAUAAAUCUACAGAAACAACCCAAAAAGGAGUUGAUUAUCAAUGAAAUUUUGGUAAUGAAAGAGUUGAAGAACCCAAACAUAGUCAAUUUUCUAGACAGUUACCUGGUUGGAGAUGAACUUUUUGUUGUAAUGGAGUAUCUGGCCGGUGGAUCCCUUACCGAUGUAGUUACAGAGACUUGUAUGGAUGAGGCGCAGAUUGCUGCUGUCUGUAGAGAGUGUUUGCAGGCACUGGAAUUCCUACAUGCCAACCAGGUGAUUCACAGAGAUAUUAAAAGUGACAAUGUGCUUUUGGGAAUGGAUGGUUCAGUUAAGCUGACUGACUUUGGGUUUUGUGCUCAGAUAACUCCAGAGCAAAGCAAACGUAGUACAAUGGUUGGAACACCAUAUUGGAUGGCUCCUGAAGUGGUCACACGGAAGGCUUACGGUCCUAAGGUGGAUAUCUGGUCUUUAGGUAUUAUGGCUAUUGAAAUGGUUGAAGGUGAACCUCCAUAUCUCAAUGAAAACCCUUUGAGGGCAUUAUAUUUAAUAGCAACUAAUGGCACCCCAGAGCUGCAGAGCCCAGAGAAGCUGACUCCAAUAUUCCGUGACUUUUUAAAUAGUUGUUUGGAAAUGGAUGUAGAGAAAAGAGGAUCAGCCAAAGAACUACUACAGCAUCCUUUCUUGAAACUGGCAAAACCUUUGUCAAGUUUGACACCAUUGAUUCUAGCGGCCAAAGAAGCCAUGAAGAGUAAUCGCUAGCAUUGCUAUUGUGACCUUCAUCAUUCCUGGUUUUGUUUGUUUGUCUGCUUUGUUUCUUGUUUAAAUCUUCCUAUAAUAUACAAGUUGUUGCUCUUGUUAGAGAUGUUGAAAGUCUGCAGAAGG
This is a messenger RNA of Pseudonaja textilis, 1937 nucleotides long. It is a transcript of the gene PAK2, whose product is annotated as p21 (RAC1) activated kinase 2. Gene Ontology annotation, molecular function: protein serine/threonine kinase activity; ATP binding. The record is from RefSeq and is a predicted model, not a curated record. Gene Ontology annotation, biological process: protein phosphorylation. NCBI's taxonomy places the organism in Eukaryota, Metazoa, Chordata, Lepidosauria, Squamata, Elapidae.